AUGACACAACCAUUGAUUGCACUGGCCGAUGUAGACUAUGUCUUCAAUAGUCCGGAACAAUGUGGUGUCUCCUUCUCGGAUAUGAUUGAAAAGCAUCUCCCCUUGGAAAACUUUGCUAAUGCUCGGGCGCUUUCUGGUCUGGCAGAGCCUGGCUACUCGUCCGUUUACCGGAGCAAGGCCAUCAAAAACCUCAAGAAAAUGAUUGCACCCGGACUCGACACAUACUACGCUAUAUGGAAGAAUGCUGUGAAGAACUUUGGUGACCGCCCAGCUUUGGCCUCCCGCCCAUACAACUACAAAACUGGCGUCUCGGAACCAAGGUAUACCUCCAUUACUUUCAAAGAGGCGGAUCGCAAAGUCCAGGACUUUGGUGCUGGGUUGUUCCAUGUUCUUCAACAUUCGCCAUUCAAGAUCCCCGGAUGCGAGCCCCAUGAGAAAAUCGAAAAUCACUUGAGAGACUACAGGUCGUACACUCCAGAAAACCACUCUUUUAUUGUGACAUUGUACCUGGGGAAUCGUGAAGAGUGGGUGAUUGCAGAUUUGGCAUGCUCGACGUAUGCCAUUUCAAAUACUGUAUUGUAUGACACUUUGGGUGCAAAUACCUCAGAGUACAUUUUACUGACCACACAAUCACCGGUGGUUAUUACGUCGUAUCAGCAUGUUGAGCAGGUUAUUUCAUUAAAGGAAAAUUCUCCAGAGUUGGCUGCUAUAAUCACAAUCAUUUCCAUGGACCCCUUGGACUGUGAAUCGCCGGAGGCAGGGCAGAGUUUAGUCGAAAUGGCUCGUGCAGCCAACAUUGAGCUUUUUGGAAUGGAUCAGGUUAUUGGAAUCGGCAAAUUAUUCCCAAUGGCCCCUUUACCUCCAACACCAGAAUCUCUCUACACCAUCUCCUUUACCUCAGGUACGACUGGUGCUUCGCCCAAAGGUGUGAUCAUGACGCAUUUGAAUGCAGCGCUGGGAAUCUGCUUCGUGUUGUGUAAUGCGCCAUCCUUGCCAUUUGAUGUGGAGAUUGUGUUUUUGCCUCUCGCCCAUAUUUAUGAAAGACAGGGUUUAGCUCACAAUUUGCUGAAGGGUGGUAUGUGUGGUUUCCCGCAGUUGAAUGGCACUCCUUUAACUUUAGUUGAAGACUUGAAAUUAUUGAAGCCGAAGCACAUGUCUAAUGUUCCUCGUGUUUUCACAAAGUUGGAAGCAGCUCUCAAAAAUGCAACUCUCAAGCUGGACCUGGCAGUCAAACGGGCACUUUUCGCCAAAGUUUUUGAUACAAAAAUGAAAUUGCAAUCUGUUGCUGACGGAGCUAAGGGUGAACAUUGGCUUUAUGAUCACACAAUUGUGCCAAAGUUGAGAAAGCUGUUGGGAUUCGACGAAAUGCUUUUCUGUACCACCGGGCUGGCCCCAAUUUCUCCUGAGACAGUCAGGUUCAUGAAAGCUGCACUCAAUAUUGGCUUUUCCCAGGGCUAUGGUUUGACAGAGACGUAUGCUGGUUUCUGUUUCAGCCAACCGUUCGAAAAAGAACCUGGCUCAUGUGGUGCUCCUGGUGUCUGUUGUGACAUCAGAGUUCGGGAGUUGCCCGAGUUAAACUACCAUAUUGAUGAUCCUAGAGGCCCAAGUGGAGAGUUAUUGAUCCGUGGUCACCAAGUUUUCCCUGGCUACUACAAAAACAAGGAGGAAACAGACAAGUGCCUCAAGGAUGGCUGGUUUGCCACUGGUGACGUUGCACGUAUUGACCCGGCGAAUGGACGACUCUUUAUUAUCGAUAGAGUUAAGAACUUCUUUAAGUUGGCCCAGGGCGAAUAUGUGACACCUGAAAAGGUUGAAAACGUGUAUUUGUCUAGCAACCCACUUUUAACCCAAUGUUUUGUUCAUGGUGACUCCUUACGCCAUCAUUUGGUUGCCGUCGUUGGUGUGGAUCCUGCUGGUAUUACUAACUUCUUGGUACAUGAAUGUAAUGUGUCCAAGGCCGAACUUCACCUGGAAGAAGCCAUCUUGCAAACGGUCAAUAAGACAGAGAAUAGAAUUAAGCUUCUUAAGGCUCUCAACUCGAGAGUAAGAGGCUUAACUGGAUUCGAGCUUAUUCACAACUUGUACGUUGAAUUUGAACCGUUGCGGAUAGAACGUGAUGUCAUUACCCCUACGGUCAAGAUUAGAAGACCAAUAGCGGCCAAGUUUUUCGCUGAACAAAUCAAGAGUAUGUAUGAAGAGCCAUCCUUGGUUUCCAAGACGAAAAUGUGA
Clavispora lusitaniae ATCC 42720 is the source of this 2229-nucleotide messenger RNA. It is a transcript of the gene FAA2-3, whose product is annotated as Faa2-3p. Gene Ontology annotation, cellular component: endoplasmic reticulum; membrane. Lineage: Eukaryota; Fungi; Ascomycota; Pichiomycetes; Serinales; Metschnikowiaceae. The record is from RefSeq and is a predicted model, not a curated record. Gene Ontology annotation, biological process: long-chain fatty acid metabolic process. Gene Ontology annotation, molecular function: long-chain fatty acid-CoA ligase activity.